UUUUUUCACUAAAUACUGAAUCAGUGUUUAAGGGCAUAGUAAAGUUUGUGUUCCUUCCUAAAAAGAACAAACCUAUGGAUACAUCUCUUAAACUACUUGCUCUGGCAGUGUUCUAAACAGAUGGAUCAGCUACCUAGAACUGAACAUUUUAGUUACUUUCCUGUCCAAGGCAACAAUUAAUCUGAGGUGUUGACAGUUUUGCAGAACCCCUCAGGAGUGCAAAAUGAAUCAGGAUGCAAUAAAAUCUUCAGAAACUGUAGAGACAUUGGCUGAGGUGCCUCAACAUGUACUUAGGGGGCUUCCUGAGGAAGUGACACUUGCACCUUCUGAAGUAGAUAAGACUCGACUUGGUAUUUGGACAAGGAAGCAAGUUCCAAAGGGAAAGAAGUUUGGGCCAUUUAUUGGUGAAAAAAAGAAGCGCUCUCAAGUAAAGAACAAUGUGUACAUGUGGGAGGUCUAUUACCCAAAUUUGGGAUGGAUGUGCAUUGAUGCUACAGAUCCCCAGAAAGGCAACUGGCUGCGCUAUGUAAACUGGGCUCGCUCAGUGAAGGAACAGAACCUAUGCCCUCUUGAAAUAAAUAGAGCAAUUUACUACAAAACCUUAAAGCCAAUUGAGCCAGGAGAGGAGCUCUUAGUCUGGUACAAUGGGGAAGACAACCCAGAGAUAGCAGCUGCUAUUGAGGAGGAGAGAGCUGCCAGCAACCGGAGCAAGAGGAGCUCACCGAAAAGCAGAAGGGGCAGAAGGAAAUCUGUUAAUUAUAAAAAGAGAAUAGAGCUAAAUAAACAAGAAAAGAAAGCAUUACCAGAAAUCAGCGGAACUGAAAUGAAGGACUCACCAGAAGCCGCUAAAGAAGACGAUGCAAAACCACUUGGUUCACCAGUGCUGUCUCUUGAACAAACCGCUGUAAUCCAACAAAUGGUGAACCAGAACGUCCUUCCAGAACUUAUUUCCAUCUCCACUCCAGAAGUACAGAAAUUACAAGACCAGAAAACUCCUGAGGCAGCUAUUGCUGGGCAGGAAUUUGUUGAUGAUUUUAAUAAAGAAAGUUCAGAACGCGACUCUGUAAACCUAGAUGACGACCAGUUAGAAGCACUAGAUGAUUUUAAAAGUACAUCUGAUGAAACUCCAGAAAGCUCCCCCAAAAAGAAACCAGCUGCUAAAUUCCCUAAAGCAAAGGGGGAAGUGAAUGGGGAAUUUUCGGAAUCUUUUAUGUUCCCAUGCCAGCAUUGUGAACGCAAAUUUACAACCAAACAAGGACUAGAGCGGCAUAUGCAUAUUCAUGUUUCAACUGUAAACCAUGCUUUCAAAUGCAGAUACUGUGGGAAGGCAUUUGGCACACAGAUUAAUCGCAGGAGACAUGAACGACGCCAUGAAGCUGGUCCAAAAAGAAAGUCUUUAAUUUUAUCUUCAACCAGUGAAUUCAGUCAAGAUCACAAACAUAUUAUUGAUUCUUUGAAAGCACCUGAGGAACACAACAGUUCUAAGCUUAACUAUAAGUUAACGGACUCUGACAGAGAAGCAUCACUGUCUGGUCUUGCAGAAGAAAAUGGAGACUCUAGGGAACUGCAUCCUUGUAAAUAUUGUAAGAAGAUUUUCGGAACUCAUACAAACAUGCGUCGGCAUCAGCGCAGAGUUCAUGAGCGCCAUCUUCUUCCAAAAGGGAGAAGAAAAGGAAAUCUAUUUGAAGAUCCUCAGCUAAAAUCUGAACAAACUCCACCUGUUGAAAAUAUAUAUGUAGCAAAUACAGAAAUUGAAGAAGAUGGGGAAGCUGAUGACAUAUACAUAAUGGAUAUUUCCAAUAAUAUAACAGAGAAUCUGACAUACUAUAUUGAUGGUAAAAUACAACCCAGCAAUACAAGCACUUGUGAUGUAGUUGAAGUGGAAGCUAACUCUUCAGAUACACUGGGUAUUGGUUGUCUAAUUACUCCAAUUAAAAUUGAAGUCUCUCAGAACAUUAGACCAUUGCAAACUGCAUCAGAUAAUUCACUUGGCGAUUCCACUUGUAGUGGAAAAACUGAACCAAAAAAGAGAAGAACGAUUAGUCCACCUCUACUAUCAAAGAUAAAAACUGAGGUGGAGGUUGAGCCAAUAACCCCUUCUUGCUCUUUAAGCAUACCACUAAGUGUUUCAGUAGGAGAUAAUUUACCAUUUCAAAAAGACAAAGGUGCAUUCCUGUCUUCAAAACUGAAACAACUCCUUCAAAUGCAAGAUAGUAGAAAGUCCCCUCUCAGUCCAUCUCUACUUUCAGAGGUUCCUAAAAUCAUCCCUGCUGUGUCCUCUCUGUCAACAGGAUCUAACAGAUUUAAAAGACGCACAAUCUCUCCUCCUAAUUCUCCACAACACAGCCCAGCUCCUAAAGAGUUUGUUAAGCAGGUGGAUGUGAAACCAUCUUGGAAUGAUGGUGUUUGUUCAAAAAUACCAAAGUUAGAAAGCCAGGGUAGUUCACCUGUUUGGAGUUUGUCUGGCAGAGAGGAGAAAGAUGAUGCAAGCCCUAUGUGCUCAGAAGAUUCAAAAAUGUGUAGAAAUUGGACUUCAGAUGUAGUGUUUGGAAAUGUUUUCAACCAACAGCCACUGGAUUUAUCUAGCGGUGUAAAACAAAAAUCAGAAAGCAGUAGCCGAUCACAGGUUCCUUGGGAGGCUGUUCUGGAUCUUCGUGUUGCUAAAAAGCCCUUGAGUGACACAGAUGUGAAGGAGUACAAAGGGAGUAAUAUAUGUAUUGGUAUCAAAAAGAAGAAACCAACGACAUGUAUGUUAAAGAAAGUUUUAUUAAAUGAGUAUGAUGGAAUUGGAGAUACGGGGGAAAGCAUUCCACAAUCAGAGAGUGCUCUCCUUUCCUGUAAAACAGAAGAGAACAGAAUGGUUUCAGAACUUGGUGUUGGCUCAGGUGAUGAAGUAUCUCUCUCUCCUGAUGAUGCUUCACCUGCUCCACUUGACGGAACAUCUAUACCAGCAUGUCAGUCACCACCUGUUCUUACUCCUUCAGAGAUUCCUUCACCUUCUCCAUCUACUCAUUGUAUGACUGAUGCUACAUCACCUCCUCCUCUUCUCACAACUAAUCUUUCAUCACUUCCUGAUUCUUCAUGCAGUGUUCCUCCCACUCCAUCAUGCCCAUCACCAUUUUCUGCCAGUACACAAUCUCCGCUUCCAGUACUUUCACGUACGGUAUCCCCUUCACCACCACCUUCUCCUGCAACUGAUCAUUCAGUCUGUGAAUCUCCUGGUCCUCCUACUCUUUCUUCUUCUUCAUCCUGCAGCUCCUCCUCUUCUUCUUCUUCUUCUUCAUCUUCUUCGUCAUGCUCUUCUCCUCCACCUUUAUCUGUUGUUUCAUCUAUUGUAUCACCCCCUUUUAUCCCUGAUUCGUCAACAUUUGUUAAAAAAGAGAAGUCUGAGCAACAAGUGACACACAGUGAGCCUUCAAAUAUCAGGAAGAAUGAGUCUAUUGCUGAAAGUUUUAAUAAAACCUUUGUGUGCAAUGUUUGUGAAUCGCCAUUCACCUCUAUUAAAGACCUUGCCAAACAUAUUUUUGUGCACGCUGAAGAAUUUCCCUUCAAAUGUGAAUUUUGUGUACAGCUUUUUAAAGAGGUGUCAAACCUUUCAGAACACCGUUCCUUGCUUCAUGGAGUUGGGAAGAUUUUUGUUUGUUCCUUGUGCAAAAAGGAAUUUGCUUUUCUUUGUAACUUACAGCAACAUCAACAGGAUCUACAUGCAGAUAAAGAGUACAGUCAUCAUGAAUUGGAAAGUGGGACCCUUAGACCGCAAAACUUUACAGAUCCCAGUAAAGCAAAUGUAAUUCACAAUCAAAUAGCAGAGGAUGAUCCAAUGACUCCAUCUCCAGAAGAAGACGGUGAUUUAAAUGAUUCGUCAGAAGAACUUUAUACAACAAUAAAAAUUAUGGCUUCUGGGGAAAAGACAAAAGAUCCAGAUGUUCGGAUGGGCCUUAAUCAGCACUACCCCAGCUUUAAACCACCUCCUUUCCAAUACCACAAUAAAAAUCCCAUGGGUAUUGGGGCAACUGCAACAAACUUCACAACUCACAAUAUUCCACAAACCUUUACUACUGCUAUACGUUGCACUAAAUGUGGAAAAGGAGUUGACAAUAUGCCAGAGUUACACAAACAUAUUUUGGUAUGUGCUUCUGCAAGUGACAAAAAGAGAUACACCCCUCAAAAAAAUCCAGUUCCCUUGAGACAGACUGUGCAGCCUAAAAAUGGAGUUGUGGUUCUUGAAUCCCCUGAAAAGAACUCAUUUCGGAGGCUGGGACAGCCCAAGAAACUUAACUUUACCAUUGAAAUGGGUAAAAUGUCUUCAGGCAAACUCAAAUUGAAUGCCUUGAAAAAGAAAAAACAACUUGUCCACAAAGCAAUUGUGCAGAAGAACAAAACUGCCAAGCAAAAAUCAGAAUUUAAAAUGUCUCUUCCCUCUGAUCUCGAUUCUCACGUAUGUCCAUAUUGUAACAGGAAGUUCACCUACAUUAGAAGUCUGAACAAGCAUGCAUCCUUUAGUUGUCCAAAGAAGCCAGCAUCUCCACCACCCAAAAAACAUACAAAGUCAUCCAAAAAGGCUAAUUCUGGUUUUCCAUCAUCUACUAAGAAACGCAAGAUCAGCAGCACUCGGAGGACAGCUGACACUGAAAUAAAAAUGCAAAGCACAGAGACUCAUUUAGGUAAAACCAGAGCGAGAAGCUUGGCUCCUUCCCCUGUUCAGUUAAGUCCAGUACCGGUUAAAUACAAGCAAAGUGUGAAAAAUGCACCUCAGGUUAAAGCAAAAAAGCAGAAUCUUUCUAUUGUAAGGAACUCUAGCCCCUUGAGAAUAACCAAAAAUCAUACUGCCAUAGAGGGGAAAAAGAGAAAAAAAAUAGCACUGAGUAACUUGCAACAGUCCUUUGGUAAAGCAUCUCGGAAACUCCAUGUCAGAGUGCAAAAAGGCAAGUUACAAAAUAAAUCCAUGACAAAAAAGAAGAAAAAGGAUAAGUUCCGAGGCAAAUCUAGGGAGAGAAUUGGUGGCCCAAUUACUAGAAGCUCUCAACUAACUUCAAGCACGGAAUACCUAAACGAUAAACGAGAUGAUUCAUAUGGAAAACAUGAUUCAAGAACCAUGUUUUAAAGCAAGGCCUUCUGUCUAAUCAUCUGUAAACCAUGGAAUGACUGUUGCAUGAUAAAUCUAAAGCAAGCACUACAAGAACAAAUCUAAAUGCAAUUCAAGCUGCAAUUGACAAAUCCACAGUCCUUGCAGUGGAAAUCCUACUUUGAGUUUCCUUAAACGUCGUUUGGCAUGUUGAAAUAAAGGCUGCCCAUUCCAAAAUGGAUUCUGAACACUCAUCUGAGAUAUUCUAAUUUCUAAGAGUAAAAUAAUUUUUAAUACAAUUGUACUUGGAACAAAAGUAUAUUCAUGCAGGAAUUAUGAUCUUGAAUUAUGUCUCCUGUGUGUUUUUUUUUUUUUUUAUUUAAAUGUUGGCAAUUCAGGGUUUGGAAUUACAUUGCUGCAUUUGACACAAGCACCAAAUCAGUAAAAAGAAAGCUUGUAUGAAUUCUAAAGGUUACAUUUAAAAAUGAAUUUGGAAUUACAAUUUCGAAAUCUUGGAUAUUCAUCUUUAACCACCAGAUUUAAGAUAUAGCCUAUUAUAUUGUUAUAUUGUUUUGCUUUAUUUAGCCAUUUUUCAUUCAUCC
Molecule: messenger RNA, 5667 nt
Organism: Pelobates fuscus (common spadefoot toad)
Lineage: Eukaryota; Metazoa; Chordata; Amphibia; Anura; Pelobatidae
Gene: PRDM2
Product: PR/SET domain 2
Exons: 9
Coding region: 224-5104 (1626 amino acids)
Biological process (GO): regulation of transcription by RNA polymerase II
Cellular component (GO): nucleus
Molecular function (GO): DNA-binding transcription factor activity, RNA polymerase II-specific; histone methyltransferase activity; RNA polymerase II transcription regulatory region sequence-specific DNA binding
Source: RefSeq, a predicted model, not a curated record